Messenger RNA from Seminavis robusta, 831 nucleotides. NCBI's taxonomy places the organism in Eukaryota, Bacillariophyta, Bacillariophyceae, Naviculales, Naviculaceae. The record is from the annotation of a GenBank genome assembly.
AUGGUUUCUUUUCUCUUUUUCACUCUUUGCGUUUCUCAAGUUACUUCGUUUCGAUGGCCUCGUCGCUUUCGUUCCGUCCAAUCCAACAACAAGAAUCAUAAUAAUUCAGAUGAUGAAAACAACAACAAUCCGCUAUCAUCGCUCCAACUCGAUCCUCUCUUACAAGUCCCCUGCUCCCUCCAGUUGGUACCCAACACGGGCGACAACCAAGUACCGCGUCCUCAACAUGCCAUUGGCACCUUUUGCGACACGGGUGCCCAACGAACGUGUAUGAGUUGGGACUGUGUCCAGAGAUUGGGUCUAGCACAUCUCAUGGAUCAUCGAUAUGCGGGUCAAGCCACCGGUGUGGGGUUUUGUCGAGUCUUGGGACGGAUCCCUGCUCACACCGUAUUGUUGCAAUUUGCGAGUCAAUUGGAUGGACGACAAGUCACCAUCAUGGCACCGCCUAUUACAGUGCUGGAGAAAUCCACGCUCGACGAAGUCGAUCUGCUCUUGGGACUCGACUUUUUGCGAGAAACUCAAGCCGUCAUUGAUUUGAAGGAUGAAUUCUUGCAAUUGACCUGUGUUAUGGAAAUCACCAGCGAUGGUACCGGUACCAGGAAACGGGACAACAACAACAACAACCAGCCCAAAAUCAUCCGAAUACCCUUUAUACGACCGCGAAGCAGUCUCAGCAUGGGCGAUGAUGAUUCCGACGCAUACGCCAAAGCCAAAGAAUUUGUUGUUUCCGAAAUUCCGCGGUACCUGCAAAAGGAUGGUGAUAAUGAUGAAGAAACUGACUCGGAUUCAGAUCUACUGGAGGAUGGAACGAUGGAUAUGAGGGGCAUGUGA